AUGAGGGUGUCCGUGCCGGGUCCGGCAGCCGCCCGCGAAGCCUCGACGCCCGGCGGCGGGGGUGGCGGAGGCGGGGGCGCCGUCGCUGCUGCCUCGGGCGCCGCGGUGCCGGGUUCAGUGCAGCUGGCGCUGAGCGUCCUGCACUCCCUACUCUACGCCGCGCUCUUCGCCUUUGCCUACCUGCAGCUGUGGCGGCUGCUCCUGUACCGGGAGCGACGGCUGAGUUACCAGAGCCUCUGCCUCUUCCUCUGCCUCCUGUGGGCAGCGCUCAGGACCACCCUCUUCUCCGCCGCCUUCUCGCUCAGCGGCUCGCUGCCCCUGCUCCGGCCGCCCGCUCACCUGCACUUCUUCCCGCACUGGCUGCUCUACUGCUUCCCCUCCUGCCUCCAGUUCUCCACGCUCUGUCUCCUCAAUCUCUACCUGGCGGAGGUUAUAUGUAAAGUCAGAUGUGCCACUGAACUUGACAAACACAAAAUUCUACUGCAUUUGGGCUUUAUACUGGCAAGCCUUCUUUAUUUGGUGGUGAACUUGACUUGUGCAAUGCUAGUUCAUGGAGAUGUCCCAGAAAAUCAAUUGAAAUGGACUGUGUUUGUUCGAGCACUUAUUAAUGAUAGCUUGUUUAUUCUCUGUGCCAUCUCCUUAGUUAGUUAUAUAUGCAAAAUUACAAAAAUGUCAUCAGCAAAUGUCUACCUCGAAUCAAAGGGUAGGUCUCUGUGCCAGACUGUCAUCGUAGGCUCUGUGGUCAUUCUCCUCUACUCUUCCAGAGCUUGUUAUAAUUUAGUGGUUAUCACCAUAUCUCAGGAUACAUUAGAAAGUCCAUUUAAUUAUGGCUGGGAUAAUCUUUCAGAUAAGGCUCAUGCAGAAGACGUAAGUGGAGAAGACUAUAUAGUAUUUGGAAUGGUCCUCUUUCUAUGGGAACAUGUUCCAGCAUGGUCGGUGGUCCUAUUUUUCCGGGCACAGAGAUUAAACCAGAACUUGGCACCUGGUGGCAUGAUAAAUAGCCACAGUUACAGUUCUAGAGCUUACUUUUUCGACAAUCCAAGACGAUAUGAUAGUGAUGAUGACUUGCCAAGACUGGGAGGGUCAAGAGAAGGAAGUUUAUCAAAUUCACAAAGUUUGGGCUGGUAUGGCACCAUGACUGGGUGUGAAAACACCACUUACACAGUCACCCCCCAUCAGAAUGGACCUGUGACAGAUACUGCGCCUUUGCUCUUUACUUGUAGUAAUUUAGAUAUGAACAGUCACCACAGCUUAUAUGUAACUCCACAAAACUGAUAGCAUUUCCAAGCGUGAUUCCUGAAUUGCUUUUCAUGAAUGUGUAUGCAUAGUGUGUUUAAAUUCCAUCUACAUCAACAUUCCAUUAUCAUUUGCAACUGAAAAUGAAAUUCUGGAACUGUGGCUGUUUUGGGGAGAACACUGCUGGUU
Messenger RNA from Perognathus longimembris pacificus (Pacific pocket mouse), 1425 nucleotides. RefSeq names its product G protein-coupled receptor 137C (gene Gpr137c). Bases 1 to 1275 code for a protein of 424 amino acids. The record is from RefSeq and is a predicted model, not a curated record. The transcript has 7 exons. Gene Ontology annotation, cellular component: lysosomal membrane. NCBI's taxonomy places the organism in Eukaryota, Metazoa, Chordata, Mammalia, Rodentia, Heteromyidae. Gene Ontology annotation, biological process: positive regulation of TORC1 signaling.